CGGCCCCCCGGCCCGCGCCGCGGCCAUGAACCUGGCGGGUCCGGCCUGCCCUGGCCCCGCGCGGCACCUGGUUUCGGCAAGGUGACCAUUCUGGCUGCCAGAGUGAGAGUGCCGGCCUGGGUGAGGGGCAGAGACAGCCCGCGGGGGCUUCUCUCACCGGAGGGACUUGAUGUCUUUGGACGCCAUGGACCAGCUGGCUGCGAGUCCUGGGAACUCGAGGCCGGGAGACGGCGGUGACGGCGGCAUGGAGCCGGGCACCUGCCAGGAGCUCCUGCACCGCCUGCGGGAGCUGGAGGCGGAGAAUUCAGCCCUCGCCCAGGCCAACGAGAACCAGCGGGAGACCUACGAGCGCUGUCUGGACGAGGUUGCCAACCACGUGGUGCAGGCGCUGCUGAACCAGAAGGACCUGCGGGAAGAGUGCAUCAAGCUGAAGAAGAGGGUGUUUGACCUGGAACGGCAGAACCAGAUGCUGUGCGCCCUGUUUCAGCAGAAACUCCAGCUCACGACUGGCUCCCUCCCUCAGAUUCCACUCGCCCCACUCCAGCCACCAUCAGAGCCACCAUCCUCCCCUUCCCUGAGCUCCGUCGAGAGAUCAGCUACUCUGCUGCCUCUCGGGCGCUGUGCUGGGCAGAGAGAGGUGUGUUGGGAACAGCAGCUUCGGACAGGAGGCCUGGGAACCCCAGCCACCCCACCCCCUGUGCUGGAUGCCCUCUCCCCGUUUCUUCGAAAGAAAGCCCAGAUCCUGGAGGUGCUAAGAGCCCUGGAAGAGACUGACCCCUUGCUUCUGUGCUCACCUGCCACCCCUUGGCAGCCUCCGGGCGAGGGUCAAGGCUCCCCAGAGCCCAUCAACGGCGAGUUGUGCGGCCCACCCCAGCCUGAACCUGCACCCUGGGCCCCCUACCUGCUCCUCGGCCCUGGUAGCCUGGGAGGCCUGCUGCACUGGGAGCGCCUCUUGGGGAGCCUGGGGGAGGAGGAGGGUACUGCACGGUCCUGGGGGCCCGGUAGAGGCUCCCCCCAGGCCCAGGGUGCCAGCUGCAACCCGCCCUGUGCCCCAGGCAGCAGUUCCUCCUCUUCUUCUGAUGAGGCAGGUGACCCCAACGAGGCACCCAGCCCCGACACUCUGCUUGGGGCCCUGACCCGGAAACAGUUGAACCUGGGCCAGCUCCUUGAGGACACAGAGUCUUACCUACAGGUCUUCUUGGCUGGAGCUGCAGGGCCUCUCAAUGGGGACCACCCAGGUCCUGGGCAACCAACCUCCCCAGACCAAGGGACCCCACAGCUGUCCAAGUCCAAAGGCCUCCCCAAGUCUGCAUGGGGUGGGAGUACCCCAGAGGCCUACAGGCCGGGCUUUGCUGCUACCUCAGAGGGCCAAGGGCCCCUGCCCUUCCUCAGCAUGUUCAUGGGUGCGGGGGAUGCCCCCCUGGGCUCACGGCCUGGCCACUCCCAUUCCUCAUCUCAGGUGAAAAGCAAGCUCCAAAUUGGCCCUCCUUCUCCUGGGGAAGCCCAGGGGCCCCUUCUGCCCUCUUCAGCCAGAGGCCUCAAGUUCCUAAAGCUGCCUCCAGCCUCAGAAAAGAUCCCCAGCCCUGGAGGGCCCCAGCUCAGUCCCCAGCUCCCUCGGAACUCCCGAAUCCCCUGUCGGAACAGUGGCUCAGACGGCAGCCCCUCCCCGCUGCUGGCCCGCAGGGGCCUGGGUGGAGGAGAGCUGUCCCCAGAGGGGGCGCAGGGCCUGCCCACCAGCCCUUUACCCUGCUCCACGACGCUGGAUUCUACACAGCUCAGACCUCCAGCCUUGACCACCACGCUGUCCCCAGGACCGGUAGUGUCUCCCUGCUAUGAGAAUAUCCUGGACCUUUCCCGGAGCACCUUUAGGGGACCUUCCCCAGAGCCUCCUCCAUCCCCACUGCAGGUGCCCACCUACCCGCAACUAACUCUGGAGGUGCCACAGGCCCCUGAGGUCCUCAGAAGCCCUGGAGUGCCCCCUAGCCCUUGCCUCCCAGAAUCCUGUCCCUAUGGGAGCAGCCAGGAGAAGAGUUUGGAGAAGGCAGGCUCCGAGUCCCCCCAUCCCGGCCGCAGGACUCCAGGCAGCUCAUCCAAGAAGCCCAGCCAGGGGGCAGGCCGGCGGCCUGGUGAUGCCGGCUACACACCUCUGCGGGAUAGGCUGACAGCCCUAGGGAAACUGAAGACGGGCCCUGAUGGACUUCAGGGCUCAGAGAAGAAUGGGGUGCCGGCCAGGCCUGGCACCGAGAAGGCCCGGGGAGCAGGAAGAUCAGGGGAAGGCACUGGAGACACGGUGUCCCCCACCCCCAGGCCUGAGCAGCCAGAAGCCAAAGGAGCUCUGCGGGGGGCAGUGGCCUUAGGCACAAGCAGCCUGAAGCAACAGGAACCUGGGAUCCUGGGGGACCCUGGGGCCCGAGUUUACUCAUCCCACUCCAUGGGGGCCCGGGUGGACCUGGAGCCUGUAUCACCAAGGAGCUGCCUCACCAAAGUGGAGCUGGCCAAGACCCGGCUGGCAGGGGCUCUGUGCCCCCAGGUACCCCGCACCCCUGCCAAAGUGCCAACCUCAGCCCCCAGCCUGGGCAAGCCCAGUAAGAGCCCCCACGGCAGCCCUACAAAGCUGCCUUCCAAGUCCCCCACCAAGGUGGUGCCCCGACCUCUCGCCCCCCCAGCCACCAAGGAGCCCCCCAAAGCUGACAAGGGAAAGGGCCCUCCUUGGGCAGAUUGUGGCAGCACCCCCUCCCAGCCCACUUCCCCGGCGCCUGACCCUGCCGACCCAAGCCAGGGCCCUGAAGGGCGGGUCCCCCACUCUGCCAUCGAGGAGAAGGUGAUGAAGGGCAUCGAGGAGAACGUGCUGCGUCUGCAGGGCCAGGAGCGGGUGCCGGGCUCCGAGGCCAAGCACCGCAACACCAGCAGUAUCGCCAGCUGGUUUGGCCUGAAGAAGAGCAAGCUGCCAGCGCUGAACCGCCGCACAGAGGCCACCAAGAGUAAGGAAGGGGCCAGUGGGGGCUCCCCCCUCCGAAAGGAAGUCAAGAUGGAAGCCCGGAAGCUGGAGGCCGAGAGCCUCAACAUCUCCAAGCUGAUGGCGAAGGCGGAAGACCUGCGCCGGGCGCUGGAGGAGGAGAAGGCCUACCUGAGCAGCCGGGCCCGGCCCCGGCCCGGAGGACCAGCCCCAGGGCCCAGUGCAGGGCUUGGGCAGGUGCAAGGUCAACUGGCCGGCAUGUACCAGGGCGCGGACACCUUCAUGCAGCAGCUGCUCAACAGGGUGGAUGGCAAGGAGCUGCCACCCAAGAGCUGGCGGGAACCCAAACCCGACUAUGGCGAUUUCCAGCCGGUGUCCUCUGACUGCAAGGCCCCCUGGCCAGCCUGCGGGGCCCGAAACGGCCUGGUGGGUCCUCUUCAGGGCUGUGGAAAGGCUUCCGGGAAGCCAAGCAGCGAGCCUGGGAGGCAGGAGGAGCUGCCCCCGGAGGAAAGCCUGGCCGAGCCGGUGCCCACCUCACACUUCACAGCCUGCGGCUCCUUGACUAGAACCCUCGACAGUGGCAUUGGGACCUUCCCGCCCCCGGACCACGGCGGCAGCGGGACCCCCAGCAAGAAUCUUCCCAAGACGAAGCCUCCACGACUGGAACCCCCCCCGGGGGUGCACCCAGCUCGGCCCCCACCCCUUACCAAAGUCCCCCGCCGCGCCCACACCUUGGAGCGUGAGGUGCCGGGCCUGGAGGAGCUGCUGGUGAGCGGGCGGCACCCGAGCAUGCCGGCCUUCCCUGCGCUGCUCGCCGCCGCUCCGGGCCACCGGGGCCACCAGGCCUGCCCCGACGAUCCCUGCGAAGACCCGGGCCCGCCCCCUGCCGUCCAGCUGGCCAAGAACUGGACCUUCCCCAACGCCAGAGCAGCCGGCGGCUCCUCGGACCCCUUCCUGUGCCCACCCCGGCAGCUGGAGGGGCUGCCCAGGACCCCCCUGGUCCUGCCUGUGGACCAGAAGCGGAGCCUGGAGCCCAGCCGCCCAGCCCCCACGCCCCAGGGCUCAGCGUUUGGGGGUAGCCGCACCCCCAGCACUUCGGACAUGGGUGAGGAAGGGAGAGUGGCCAGUGUGGGCCCCCCCGGGCUGGAGACCUCAGAAUCCCUCAGUGACUCACUCUAUGACUCGCUCUCCUCCUGCGGGAGUCAGGGCUGAGGACGGUGCCCCCCAGCCCCCUGGAGUGGGGGGCCGCAGACUGGACUGGCUCUCCUCAGGCCCUGAAAGGACCAAGGAGGCAGGUGGAUAAUAGGGUGACGGGGUUCCUGACACCCUACUGCUGCUGUGGAGGAGAUAACCGCUCUCAGCUCAGGGAGGAGCCUCGCCCUUGGUCCCUUCUCUCACCAGAGUGAGGCUCUUCUGGGGCACGGGAGUUCGGCACUGCUGUGGCCAAGCUCCCAGCUCCCACUUCAGGCUAAACCAUCUUGUGGUGCUGGGCUCCCUGCCCACCGGCUGUGCCAUCUCCACCCAACCUGGCUGCUGCCCACCCCGGAGCCCCGUGGGGCCAGUCCAGAGGCCCCAAGCUGGUCAGGUUUGGGGCCAAGGGGUCAAGUUGCCUUCUCUGUCUAUCCUGGUCCUCCCUGCUGUCUGGAUGGUGCUGCCCUCCCAUGCCCCGUGUCUUUGGGGUCCGUUUGUCUAUCUUUUUUGUGUUUUUUUAAUAUUAAAGCACCUAGCCCGACUCCCAGCCAUGUCCCUCCCCCCCCC
Talpa occidentalis (Iberian mole) is the source of this 4714-nucleotide messenger RNA. It is a transcript of the gene NCKAP5L, whose product is annotated as NCK associated protein 5 like. The coding region runs from base 170 to 4168 and encodes 1332 amino acids. Gene Ontology annotation, biological process: microtubule bundle formation; microtubule depolymerization. The transcript is spliced from 13 exons. The record is from RefSeq and is a predicted model, not a curated record. Gene Ontology annotation, cellular component: microtubule plus-end. Lineage: Eukaryota; Metazoa; Chordata; Mammalia; Eulipotyphla; Talpidae.